AUGGAUGAACUCUUGCGGCUCUUGAAGAUUUCUGGAGCAAAGAGCCAGCGGAAGACAGGAGAGCGUAUUGGAGAUAAGAUAUACAGUGCCGUCUACGUGUCGUUCAGUACUCCAGGCGACGCUGCACAAGAGUACCUCCGGCUUGCCGCGGAGGGCUUCAAUGUAGCCUUCAACUGUAGGAUUGGGGCAGCGCUCAUUCCUGCAAUCGAAACAGUCCUCUUUGUCAAUGGAAUUGGGUACUCUGUUUCCAUAGAUGAUUUCCGUGCGCAUGUGAAGGCGAAUGCGUGUCAUGUUUCUUCUGUAAAGUAUUACAUAGACGACAAGAACGCCUUUACGGGCAAAGGUUUCAUUAAGUUCGCUAGCCAAUCUGCAGCUGAAGAGUGCGUGGCCAAGCUUAAUUGCACGUUCUUCGCUGGGCACAAGCUCUCGGUGUUUAUAAGCAACAAGCAACACAAGCUUCUUUCAGGAGCGAUUUCUGCGGACACACCUGUUGGUCACCACUGCACGCCAGAGCCAGCUCCCAAGCGCCUCCCAUCUGCAUCCACUCCUGCCUCUAGCAAGCCCUGUUCGUUUGGUGCCCAGUCUACCGAGGGCGCUGGCCAUGCUGAGCUUCUCCUUCUUGCCUUUCUGGGUCGAAGAUACUCUUGUUCACCUCCGUCUCACCUUUAUAUGCAAGGGCCGUAG
Messenger RNA from Giardia duodenalis, 684 nucleotides. Its product is annotated as RNA recognition motif-containing protein. Lineage: Eukaryota; Fornicata; Diplomonadida; Hexamitidae. The coding region runs from base 1 to 684 and encodes 227 amino acids. The record is from RefSeq and is a predicted model, not a curated record. The transcript has a single exon. Gene Ontology annotation, molecular function: RNA binding.